Molecule: messenger RNA, 3964 nt
Organism: Rattus rattus (black rat)
Lineage: Eukaryota; Metazoa; Chordata; Mammalia; Rodentia; Muridae
Gene: Adam23
Product: ADAM metallopeptidase domain 23
Biological process (GO): proteolysis
Cellular component (GO): presynaptic membrane
Molecular function (GO): metalloendopeptidase activity
Source: RefSeq, a predicted model, not a curated record
CGCCCAGCCGGCGUGACCGGCUCCGCCCGCAGCCGCCCCGCAGCCCAGCCCGGCGCUCUCGCGGGUCACUCGGACCGGCGCCCGGGAGCGAUGAGCCAUGAAGCCGCCCGGCAGCAGCUCCCGGCGGCCCCUGACGGGCUGCAGCCUGCCCGGCGCCUCCCGCGGCCCCGGCCGCUGCCCCGCCGGCCCGGUGCCGGCCCGCGCGCCGCCCUGCCGCCUGCUCCUCGUCCUUCUCCUGCUGCCUGCGCUCGCCGCCUCGUCCCGGCCCCGUGCCCCGGGGGCCGCUGCGCCCAGCGCUCUGCAUUGGAAUGAAACUGCAGAAAACAACCCGGGAGUUCUGGCAGAUGAAGACAGCACAUUGCAACAGAAUAGCAGCAGAAAUACCAGCUACGGCAGUGCAGUGCAGAAAGAAAUCACACUGCCCUCAAGACUGGUGUAUUACAUCAACCAGGACUCAGAAAGCCCUUAUCAUGUUCUUGACACAAAGGCCAGACACCAACAGAAACACAAUAAGGCUGUCCAUCUGGCCCAGGCAAGCUUCCAGAUCGAAGCCUUUGGCUCCAAGUUCAUUCUUGACCUCAUACUGAACAAUGGUUUGCUAUCUUCGGACUACGUGGAGAUCCACUAUGAGGACGGGAAGCAGAUGUACUCUAAGGGCGGAGAGCACUGCUACUACCAUGGAAGCAUCAGAGGCGUCAAGGACUCCAGGGUGGCUCUGUCGACCUGCAAUGGACUCCAUGGCAUGUUUGAGGACGACACUUUCAUGUAUAUGAUAGAGCCUCUGGAGCUGACUCAUGAUGAGAAAAGCACUGGCCGGCCACACAUAAUCCAGAAAACCUUGGCAGGACAAUAUUCUAAGCAGAUGAAGAACCUCAGCACAGAUGGCAGUGACCAGUGGCCUUUGCUACCUGAAUUACAGUGGCUGAGAAGAAGGAAAAGAGCAGUCAAUCCAUCGCGAGGUGUGUUUGAAGAAAUGAAAUAUUUGGAGCUUAUGAUUGUUAAUGAUCACAAGACGUAUAAGAAGCACCGCUCUUCUCACGCGCAUACGAACAACUUCGCAAAGUCUGUGGUCAACCUUGUAGAUUCUAUUUACAAGGAACAGCUCAACACCAGGGUUGUCCUGGUGGCUGUAGAGACCUGGACCGAGAAGGAUCAAAUUGACAUCACCAUCAACCCCGUGCAGAUGCUUCAUGAGUUCUCCAAGUACCGGCAACGUAUCAAACAGCAUGCCGAUGCGGUCCACCUUAUCUCGCGUGUGACAUUCCAUUAUAAGAGAAGCAGUCUGAGUUACUUCGGAGGUGUGUGUUCCCGAAUAAGAGGGGUUGGUGUGAAUGAGUACGGUCUUCCAAUGGCAGUGGCACAAGUGUUAUCGCAGAGCCUGGCUCAAAACCUUGGAAUCCAGUGGGAACCUUCGAGCAGGAAGCCAAAAUGUGAAUGCAUAGAGUCCUGGGGCGGCUGCAUCAUGGAAGAAACAGGGGUGUCCCACUCUCGAAAGUUCUCAAAGUGCAGCAUUUUGGAGUACAGAGACUUUUUACAGAGAGGAGGCGGAGCGUGUCUUUUCAAUAGGCCGACUAAGCUGUUUGAGCCCACGGAAUGUGGAAACGGAUAUGUGGAAGCCGGGGAGGAAUGCGAUUGUGGUUUCCAUGUGGAAUGCUACGGAGUUUGCUGUAAGAAAUGCUCUCUCUCCAACGGGGCCCACUGCAGUGACGGCCCCUGUUGUAACAACACCUCGUGUCUUUUUCAGUCACGAGGGUACGAAUGUCGGGAUGCUGUGAACAGCUGUGAUAUAACCGAGUACUGCACCGGAGACUCUGGCCAGUGCCCGCCGAAUCUGCAUAAACAAGAUGGCUACGCCUGCAAUCAAAAUCAGGGUCGCUGCUACAAUGGCGAGUGCAAGACAAGGGACAACCAAUGCCAGUACAUCUGGGGGACAAAGGCUGCGGGGUCAGACAAGUUCUGCUAUGAAAAGCUGAACACAGAAGGCACCGAGAAGGGCAAUUGUGGCAAAGAUGGAGACCGGUGGAUUCAGUGCAGCAAACAUGACGUGUUCUGUGGAUUUCUGCUUUGCACCAAUCUUACCCGAGCUCCGCGUAUUGGUCAACUUCAAGGAGAGAUCAUCCCGACUUCCUUCUACCAUCAAGGCCGAGUUAUUGACUGCAGUGGUGCUCACGUAGUUUUAGACGAUGAUACAGAUGUGGGCUAUGUAGAAGACGGGACUCCAUGUGGCCCCUCCAUGAUGUGCUUAGAUCGGAAGUGCCUACAGAUUCAAGCCCUAAAUAUGAGCAGCUGCCCACUUGACUCCAAGGGUAAAGUCUGCUCAGGCCAUGGGGUGUGUAGCAACGAAGCCACCUGCAUCUGUGACUUCACUUGGGCGGGCACAGACUGCAGCAUCCGGGAUCCAGUUCGGAACCCCAACCCCCCAAAGGAUGAAGGACCUAAGGGUCCUAGCGCCACCAAUCUCAUAAUAGGCUCCAUCGCUGGUGCCAUCCUGGUAGCAGCUAUUGUCCUUGGGGGCACAGGCUGGGGAUUUAAAAACGUCAAGAAGAGGAGAUUCGAUCCCACUCAGCAAGGCCCCAUCUGAAUCAGCUGCACUGGAGGAAUGCCACCUUGCACUGUGGGGUUCUGGCAAUGACAUGCUUUCCACCAUGCUGCUGGAACUCUUAACUCUGUAAACAAGACCAUUGGGUGGUAAUGACUACAAAGCUCAAAUCUGAGGCCGGGGAUGGGGUACAACACAACAGUCCCUUUUGGAAAUAACUUCAAGUAACCCCCUCUAUCACCUGUCAAUAAAGGGGAGGGGUUAAAGACCACGUCGUUAUAAAAAACUGUUCAGAAUCCUUUAUUUUUCUUUCUUUUUAACUAAAGGAGAAGGGAGAAGCAACAAGUGCAAUAAAAGAACAAAUCGCCAGUGACCCCCCCCCUUAGCCUGCUGACACUUAAUAUCUUCUAAAGGAUUUGGCAUGAUUUUUUUUCCUUUUACUAUCAAAGACAAACUCCAGCGGCAUGAAGAUCCAAUUUUGGAAAGGGUAAAAACUGCAUGGCAUAUAUAACAACAAGCUAGCAAGCCAGCCUUCAGCAAAUCCUACCGUGGAAAUCCCAAGGGGAAGAUGACAGACGACCACACAGACGCUGCCUGGCUUUGGAUUAAUGCCUUCCCACUCCUCCACCUCCGUCCUGGCCCACCCCUUCCCUCCAUGCCCCUCGGCCCACUCUGGACCGGCCGUGGCAGCCCUCAUCUGGACUGUGUUCUUGAUGCGCUGUACCCAUUAUUUCUCUCCUGGACCAAGCAUCCUUUGGAAAUGGGAUCUGGAGCUUGAACAAUGCUAUUGUACAGUUCUUUUGUAAAUGUAGAUAUGGAAGUGAGGUUUUGACACGCCAUUUUCGCUUGUCUCUAUGGAAAUGUUUUCCUCGCAAAGAUUCUCUCUAUACUUUGUUUGUUGCUUGCUCCACAUCUCCUUUAUCUUUCUUUUUCCUCUUGUUUUUUCCCUCCUUUGUCUCUGUCCUCUCUUAUAACAUAUCCACUUGCUUAACAAGACAGAUGUAGCCACAGAUGCAGGGAGUUUGGGCACAAAUCUAGAAUGUUUGAAACCAAAUAUUAAAAAAAACUAGGGGGCUGGGGGGGAACCACAAAACAACCCAUAACAAGAACACAAAAUAUGUAAAUGUGAGUGUAUAUGUAAUGAUGACCCUAACAUGUUUGAUGUCAUCAUAAGCACAUGUAUAUACUGUAGGGAAACCGAGACCCUUCUCAAGUUAAUCACAGAAGUGCCAAACUCAUCAUUCUCGCUUCUGGUUUCGACAGUUCUCUUUCCCUGUCAUAAAUGUGAAAGGAGGAGGAACUUAAAGCCUUAAAUAAAGAAUUAAUAACUUUUAAAUGCUGGAAGCUUGGAGACAGUUAAGCUUUCCAUUCUGUUCAUCUGUAUCUAUUUAAUUUUUUUUUGAUAAAUUUCAUUUAUGCUUCCUC